Messenger RNA from Helicoverpa zea (corn earworm), 2561 nucleotides. RefSeq names its product U4/U6.U5 tri-snRNP-associated protein 1. NCBI's taxonomy places the organism in Eukaryota, Metazoa, Arthropoda, Insecta, Lepidoptera, Noctuidae. Bases 120 to 2402 code for a protein of 760 amino acids. The record is from RefSeq and is a predicted model, not a curated record. The transcript is spliced from 16 exons. Gene Ontology annotation, cellular component: U4/U6 x U5 tri-snRNP complex. Gene Ontology annotation, biological process: maturation of 5S rRNA; mRNA cis splicing, via spliceosome.
AUAAAUACAAGAUGGCGGCCAUUCAUUAUUGAUUGUUAAUGAACGCAACGUGCUAUUUUUGUGUUUGUAAACGAAAAAUAAGUAUACAGGAGGCGUAGAUUACUUUUACUAACAACAAAAUGGGUUCCAAAAAACAUAAGAAGGAAUCGAAAAAGAAGAAGCAUAGGAGUCGGUCCCGUUCGCCGCUGGAAAACGAGGAAGUUCGUGAACGUAAACGGCAUCGCAAACACAAGGAUCGCAAGCGAGACCGCUCCCCAGACGUUGAAGAGGUGCCAGUGGACUCGCACCUGAGCAAGGAGGCGGCACCUCGCUCCCAGAGCCGCAGCAGCAGUGAGGAGCGCGACCGACGCGCCAGGGAGCAGCACCGCGCACAGAAAGAUGAAGCUGACUACCGCAGUAGAGAGAAGAGCUCAGAAAGCGAACGCCGCACAGCUGAUCGCUCGCAGUCACCACCAUCCACAAGUGGUGGAGCACAAGAGAGCCUGUCCAUUGAGGAGACCAACAAACUACGUGCCAAGCUCGGCCUCAAGCCACUGGAGCGAGCUGAAAAGCCUGCAGAGGAUGGUAAAAUUAAAGACGAUCUCGGCGAAUUCUAUCACAAACCUGCAGCGAACAUAUCACAGCAGAAGAAAUCAGAAAAGAUACGAGAGAAGCUGGAGCUGCGUAAAGAGAAGAGGAAGAUUGAACAGAAAUUACAAACAACACUCCUGGCAGAAGAAUCUGAUGAGGACGAUGCUGCCGCCUGGGUGAAGCGUUCGCGGGAAAUCGACAAGCAAAAACGUGAAGCGGCUAAAAGGGCGGCGAUGCUGGACGAGAUGGACGCGGUGUUCGGCGUGUCGGCGCUGGUGGAGCAGGAGUCGCGCGAGGAGCGGCUGCGCAGCUACAGCCACGCGCAGCUGCGCGGCCUGCGCGUCGCGCACGACAUCGACGCCAUAGCGGACGAGCGCGAGGUGGUGCUGACGCUGGCCGACAAGGAGGUGCUGGCGGAGGACAACGAGGACGUGCUCGUCAACGUCAACAUCGUCGACGACGAGAGGACCAAGAAGAAUCUUCUGGAAGCGAAGAAGGCCCGCGCCGGGUACCGCGCGUACGACGACGAGGCGGAGCUGCAGGCCGCCGCGCUCGGCUUCCAGCGCCCCGUGCUCAGCAAGUAUGAUGACGAGAUACACAAGGACAGGGACGCCAAGACACGCGGCUUCCUCAUCGGAGACGACAGCGUCUUGGAAGCUAAGAAGUUCCGCGAUAUGAUGAGACAAGAGCGGCUGCAAGGCGGCGGUGACAAGCGGCUGGAGUCGCUGCAGCUGCCGGCGCUGCAGCUCGCCUGCGACUACCUGGACGAGCACGAGAUACAGGCUAAGUUCAAGAAGACCAAGAGGAAGGGCAAGAUACGCAAGAAGGCCAAACACGAGCCCAUUGAUGUGGACGACUAUGACGCUGCCACCGCGCCGCUGGACACUGAUGAUACAGAGGUGAAGCCGGAGCAGCUGACACAGCCGGCGGAGGUGGACGAGGAGGAGACGGAGCCCGACACCGAGCUGCAGGCCGCGCUGGCCCGCGCGCGCCGCCUGCGCCAGGCCGAGCUCGCCGAGGAGCAACAGUUCAAAGUGCCCAAGGUAGAGGAAAUCUUGGAGCGAGUGAAGGAGGAGGAGCCGGCCGAGGAGGGCUCGUCCAUGGUGCUGGACGCCACGGCCGAGUUCUGCCGCACGCUGGGCGACAUCCCCACGUACGGGCUCGCCGGCAACCGCGACCACCACGCCGAGAUCAUGGACUUUGAGCGCGAGGAUAUGGAGGUGGAGCCGGAGGUGGACCACAACGCCGGCGCCUGGAGCCGCGUCGAUGUCGACAACGAGAAGCCUGCUGACCUCGCUGCAGGGUCGUGCGUGGGGCUGGGGGCGGAGCCGGCGCUGGGCGCGGGCGUGUGGGGCGCGCUGCAGCUGGCGCUCAGCAAGGGCUACCUCGAGCGCGCCGGCGCCGCGCCCAUGCCCAGCUCCGCCGCCAAGCAUCUGCUCGCCGCCCGCCACUACUCCAUCGAGGACAAGACUUACGGUGAGGACGACAAGUACGGCCGGCGCGAGCGCGGCGGUCACUCGGGGCCGCUGCAAGACUUCCGCGAGAAGAACAACUUCCGACCGAACAUCAAGCUGGAGUACGUCGACGACGACGGCCGCCCGCUGUGCCCCAAGGAGGCCUUCCGCUACCUCUCGCACAAGUUCCACGGCAAGGGCCCCGGCAAGAACAAGCAGGAGAAGAGGAUCAAGAAGGCUGUGCAGGAGGGGCUGAUGAAAAAGAUGAGCUCGACGGACACUCCGCUGGGCACGCUGCAGAUGCUACAGGACAAGCAGCGCGAGACGCAGUCGCCGUACAUCGUGCUCAGCGGCGUCAAGCGCGACGCCAACAACUGAGAGACACACAUGCCGACACUGAACCACGAUGAACUAGCCUUAAGCGCAAUAAUCAUAAAUAACCUUGACACGUACAACUCGGAACACCAACACUUAUGAAUUGUUUGUAUAUUUUCGUAUUACCUGAUUUUGUGGCAAUAAAAACAUAUUAGAACUGUA